This is a messenger RNA of Phytophthora infestans T30-4, 1884 nucleotides long. RefSeq names its product NAD kinase, putative. Gene Ontology annotation, biological process: NADP+ biosynthetic process; NAD+ metabolic process. The record is from RefSeq and is a predicted model, not a curated record. Gene Ontology annotation, molecular function: NAD+ kinase activity. NCBI's taxonomy places the organism in Eukaryota, Oomycota, Peronosporomycetes, Peronosporales, Peronosporaceae. The transcript has a single exon. Bases 1 to 1755 code for a protein of 584 amino acids.
AUGAGCGAUUCUCCCCAGCCCUCAGAUGACGCGGACGCCAAAGCACCAUUCCCGAGUCUGCAAUCCGUGCCGGAAGCGGAGGAGCUCACGCCCCCGAAGAUCAAGCAGAUCGUCGACCUGCGCGAUACCAGCCACGCCGACUUAGCCAGCAUGGGCUUCACCGACAGCCACUACGACGCCGCCGUCGCGUCGGGUUCUGUUUCGCUUGUGGAUCUGGGCGACGAGCCGCAGCAACAGCAACUGGCCUCACGCUCGAGACUCCCGUCGUAUGCGUCCUCUUCUGGAGACGGAUACUCGUUGGAGGGGGAUUUACACGGGAUUAAUGAGCAAUUACAGCGCGUCCUUGCCUUCUGUGACACCCAGCGAGAGAACCCGCUCCGGCUGCAGGCCAAGAUCAACGACCUCCGGGAACAGUUGCGUCAGGCCAUCGCCGAGAAGAACUACUGGAUGAAGCGCUGCAAAGAUCUCACGGGUCACCAUCCCCCUGCUGCGGAGGUCGCCAAGGUGGACCUGCAGUGUGUUAAAAGCCGUCCGCGUAAGCGCACCAACUCGGAGCUGAUCCUGAUUGCGAACACGUGGGCGCAACCUGGUCGCGACGGCAUCUACAGCGAGGACACCUCGAGCGUCGUGGAGAGUGAUGCCUCGUCGACCUAUAGUGAGGCUGAGCUUGUGGACGACGGUGCCGUGCCCCGCUCGUGCUUCCGGCUGCUACAGUGCUCUGAUGAGCAGUGCGAGGUAUUCACGCCUAUGAAUCGCAGUAUCCGAACGCAGCACCGCUCGCGCAACAACGUCCAGCUUAUGUGGGACGAGCCGCCCAAGACUGUGCUAAUUGUUAAGAAACCCAACGAACCCGAUACAACCGAGAUGCUAGACGGGCUGACUUCAUGGUUGCACAAGGAGAAGAACAUCGACGUCUACUUAGAACCGAGUGUACACGAAGAGCUUGGAUUGCCCAACACCAAGACGUGGGGCAGCAAGCCGCAGGACUGGAUCGAGUGUCAGAGUAAAAUUGAUUUUGUGAUCUCGCUGGGUGGUGACGGGACAGUGCUGUGGGUCUCUUCCCUCUUCAGCAAGAGUGUGCCGCCUGUAUUCUCGCUGGCCAUGGGCUCGCUGGGCUUUCUGACGCCGUUUGAUGCCGAGGAUGCUGUGGAACAUCUCACAAGUGUCAUCAACGGGGGCUUCUACAUGUCCCUGCGCUCGCGUUUAUCAUGCUCCAUCUACCGUGGCUGUAAGGAACGUGAGAUAAGUGGAAACUUGCACGCGCUCAACGAAAUUGUGAUCGACCGAGGCCCGUCGGGUGCUCUUGUGGAGCUCAACUGCUACUGUGAUGGUCUGGAGAUCACCAAGAUCGCUGCUGACGGCAUUAUCAUCGCCACCCCGACGGGCUCCACUGCCUACUCGUUGUCGGCCGGCGGGUCAAUGGCGCAUCCUUCGGUGCCUUCGAUGUUAUUCACGCCGAUCUGCCCGCACACAUUGAGCUUCCGACCUCUGAUCUUCCACGAUAGUGCUACCCUGAAGAUUGAGUUCCCCACUACGAGUCGUUCGUCGGCAUGCUACGUGUCUUUUGAUGGCAAGAACCGCGUGCGUCUGGAACGGGGUGACAGUAUUGUUGUCCGUGUGUCGUCCUACCCGCUGCCUUCGAUUUGUCGCGUGAACGAGAACCAGGACUGGUUCGAAUCAAUGAUCACCAACCUCAACUGGAACCAGCGCCGCGCUCAGAAGCCUUGGCAACCGCCUGUCACUAGCAAAAUUUAGACAGCCUAGCCUGCCUGCUUGUGCAUGACGUCUCGGUGUACGAUGGCGAAGUAAAGAUUGAUGUCGUUGCAUGCUCCGUGGACUUGCGCUUCAGUGCUUGCACCGCCGACCUUGCACGUGCUUUUUACU